AUGAGAAUCUUUCCCAACUCUUGCUUCUUUUCUGUAAAAGUUCUUUCUCGGUCUCUCCUUUCUUUCUUCCUAUGCAGACAAUCUUCAAUCUACCGGAGUGUUUGGAAGCCACAGCCUUUUUUUUUCCGUUUACGUAAAGUUUUUUUCUUCUUCUUCUUCAACUCCGUCCUGUUUACAUUUCUCGCAGAUAUUCGUCUUCCUUCUUCAUAUCUUCAUGUUCCGUCUGUUCCUCAAAGAAACCGAUCCGAAGCACACCCUCUCUUUCUCUCUCCCUCUCUUUCUCUUUAUCUUUCUCUCUCUCGCUCUCUCUCUCUCUCUCUCUCUAACUGUCUGUCUAUCUAUCUCAUUAGAACGUUUGAUUUCCGUUUCCGCCAUUUUUGUCGCGUUGUUCUUUCCUUUCCGCUUUCUUUAUCUCUUUUCGUUCUGGACAGCGACUCGAUAUUUUCAUGUAGUUCUUCCACCUUCAGCGAGCGUUUUUUUUCUCUUUGUUCCUUUGCUCCUGAGGAUAUUCUUACUGUCAUCUCUCUUUCUCUCUCGCUUUCUAUCUCCCUCAUUUCUCUCUCUCUCAUUAACAUUAUCCUCCUCUUCUUUACUGUCUCUGUUUCUGAAGAAUACGCACCAGCAUCUAUCUAUCUAUCUAUCUAUCUAUCUAUCUAUCUAUCUAUCUAUCUAUCUAUCUAUCUGCCCCUCUCUCUCUCUCUCUCUAUAUAUAUAUAUAUAUAUAUAUAUAGAUAG
Molecule: messenger RNA, 735 nt
Organism: Acanthosepion pharaonis
Lineage: Eukaryota; Metazoa; Mollusca; Cephalopoda; Sepiida; Sepiidae
Source: the annotation of a GenBank genome assembly